UUAAAUGUUUUUUCUUUAUUUCAGGAAAACGCAUCCAUUGUUGAUGAAGUUUGCAUUUUACAAAAAGAGCUUUCUGCUGCGCGAUCAGAAAGACUGGCUCUAAUAGAGAGACUUAUGUUCUAUGAAGGACUUGAAAAAGCUGCCGUUGGACAAGAUCAAUGCUUAAAUGAUGCUCGAAUUCAAGAGCAGUCGAGUAAACGACUUGAAGAAAAGCAUACUGAUCUGAUUAAUAACAGAUGCGAAAACAUAUAUUAUGAAAUACCAACAUUACGUCAGAAAACGUUUCCUUUAAAAUUAAAUAACAUUUUGGUACACUCAAUUGGUGAAAUAAUUCCAGCAAAUCCAAACUUCCAUACGGCACAUUGGAUAUACCCAGUUGGAUAUGUAGCAACAAGAAUAUAUGCACAUCCACGAGAUCCGCGAAAAAAGUGUGUAUUUACAUGUAAAAUACUUAACAAUGCUGGAGUUCCUCAAUUCCAAUUAAUUCCUGAUAAUGAUUUAGAUGGAGUGUUUUUUGGAGAAACAGCUAACCAAUGUCAUCAAGAACUGCUUAAUUGUAUACAGGAGUUUACGCAUGAAUCUUUAAAAGAUGAUUUUAAGACAAAGGGCGAAGUGUUUUUUGGCCUAUCGAAUCAAAAAGUACAAUUUCUUUUGAUGUCAGAUGUAAGAAUUAAACAAUGUACUAAAUUUAAAGGAUAUAUAUGGAGUGGUGAAAGAGAGCAGCGUGAAAAUAACGAUCCAACAUUAUCCUUUGCUGACCUUCAAAACUAUCUUAGCUAAUUGUUAUAUAUAUAUAUAA
Molecule: messenger RNA, 799 nt
Organism: Drosophila navojoa
Lineage: Eukaryota; Metazoa; Arthropoda; Insecta; Diptera; Drosophilidae
Product: transforming growth factor beta regulator 1
Biological process (GO): regulation of cell cycle
Cellular component (GO): nucleus
Source: RefSeq, a predicted model, not a curated record